Molecule: messenger RNA, 3141 nt
Organism: Sebastes umbrosus (honeycomb rockfish)
Lineage: Eukaryota; Metazoa; Chordata; Actinopteri; Perciformes; Sebastidae
Product: keratinocyte-associated protein 3
Exons: 6
Coding region: 220-882 (220 amino acids)
Source: RefSeq, a predicted model, not a curated record
GAUAAUGAGUAUGCAACAAUAGAGUAAAUGUGGAGUGAGUGUGUCGCCCCUCAGCGUCCAGCAGGACACACAGGUAACUCACAGGUGCGUUUCCUGACGUCAUACAGGAAGUGGACAGAGAGGGACGCUGGAGUUUCUGCUUCUGUGUUUGUUGGACGCUUGCUCGAAAAUAACACUCAUUCAUUCGUUCAAAGGGGAAACGCCUGACACAGCAGAGAGAUGUGCACUUUUGAUAAGGACAAAGGGCCACGGAGGCUGAUGAAAAAGGGGUUAACUCUCAUCCUGAUCGGUCAUAUUAACUUCAUCCUUGGAGCUAUUGUCCAUGGCAAUGUCCUCCGCCACAUUUCCAAACCCAGCCAGCACAUCUCCACUGAAUACACCGUAGCCAACAUCAUCUCUGUCACCUCUGGCCUGCUGAGCAUUGCCACUGGGAUUAUUGCCAUUGUGGUGUCAAGGAACCUUCAUGUGUUAAAACUGCAAAUAGGACUUCUAAUUGCAUCCUUCCUGAACGCCCUGCUCUCAGCAGCAUGCUGCGUUGGGCUCCUCUUGGCCAUUAGCAUCACUGUUGCCCACAAUGGUGAGGGAUUGAUGCUGGGAUGCAAUGACACAGAGGUGCCCAUCAAUGCUCGGUCACCUGUCGGUGCCAGAUGCCCCUUUGAUACAACACGAAUCUAUGACACCACCCUGGCGAUGUGGUUCCCUUGUGCUGUCAUGUCAGCAGUUGAGGUUGGACUGUCUGUCUGGUGCUUCAUCGUUGGAUUGGCUCUCAGAGGGCUGGCACCCUGUGGGAACAGCUACAUCAAAGAGCAGUUGGAGGAAGAAGCUGAGCACGCUCCCCACAGCCAGCGCCUGAUGGGACAACGCUUGAACCCUGACGCCUAACCGAACCAAAAACAGGAAGGACACCACUCCGUGUAGACAAGCACAGCUAAAUCCCAAAAGGCAUUGCUGCACCUGUAUUGACAGCAGUAGAUUUUGCCCUACAGUCAGCUAGGUGAGUGUCACUGUGGAAGAAACUGGUUCUGGCUUUGCGGUAUCAUACAGCCACAUACCUUAAUUCACAGAUGGGUUACCAAAUGGCUCUAUUUGUGUUCAUUUAUAAACCAAACAGUUUAUCUUGUAUGUGAAGCUGUGAGCAGAAUACGGUUGGGUUAAUGUAAGUGCAUCUGUACCUGAUGAAACUCAUAAAUGGUAAAUUCAUUUACAAUGACACACAAAAAAAAACUCAGUAGGUGCCCUCCAAAGUGCAGAUCCAUUUGUGCAGAUAGUAGGAUUCAGUGAGCAUACAGCCUGUGAGUGGAAGCUAAAAUUAGAUAUAAAUGUAGUCUUAUCAGCAUCCAUCCAUGGCUGUUUUGGUUCAACACUACCAAAUAUGUCCCGUCUUUCACUAUGAAGAAACCUCUGUUUAUGAAGGAAAUACAUUUUUAUAUCUAGCAAAAAUAUUUUAGAUUAUUUUAGCUUACUUAACGUAUAUUUUACCUUUUAUAAAUUCUCAUUUUCAGCAAAACAUAUUUUAUUGUUCUUAAUGUUUUUAAUAUUUUACUGAUUUUAAAACACUCCGUUGCAUCUGAGAUGCAUUCAACAAACCAUAACUCGUCAAAGUUUGCCUACGUACAAGUUUAAUGCCCACAAAUAAUGAUGUUUCAUGAUAGAUGCUUAUGUACAUUUUUAAAUUGUAAUGUGGAGUCAUAUCAUGUAAAUUGUGUGAUUAUGUGUUUGCGAUAAAAUCCCAAAUUAUUUUUACUUCUAUGCAGGUAUGGCAUUUUGCUUUAAAUUAAAUUGGACAUGCUUAAUUGCACUCCUUGAAGAUAGUUUGUAUUAUUAGAUAAUUAUAAAGACACAUGCAGUUAGUGACAUGUUCAUUAGAGUUUCCACUGUGGCUUAAUGUUGCAGGUAAAUCAUUGACUAGUUAAACAGACCAUAUUUUAUAUGCUUUUUUUUACACUGUUCAUUUUUAUUUUAAAUUUUCCUCUGACCACAUCAUUAUUUGUCAGCCUUGUGCUAGAAUUUAUUGAAUUUCAUAAAAAUAUGCUUCAGAGAGAAAACACAAGGUAUUUUAAAAACUAUGUGAAAAUGUAGGGCUGAUACACUCCCACAGUAUGUUUCACUGUUUAUUAUAUACUCUUUUGCUUACUUUUGCUUUUGCCCUAUAUUAAGAUGUAUGCAGUGACAAAAUGACAAGAGAAUGGAGAAACUAAGAAAUUUAAAUAUUUUUCUGUGUGGACCCAGAGUCACAGUAGAUCUCGUCACUUAAAGUGCAGAGUGCUAAAAUGCAGUAUCGUCGGGAUGUUAAAAGGAUGUUUCAGGAAAGAUGACCUGAAUUGAAAGUAAUCUGGAUUGCAGCAUAGCUGUGUGGAUUGAGUAUGUACAGUAUACUGUGGUUGAAUGUCAAGUGGGGUCUUAUUAAGAGGUUAAACCAGUAUGUGGGCCAGCCGCCUCAGCUGGCACAGACCCCCCCACAACUCAACGACAGAGAUGAUCAGAUCAGCGUUGAAACGGUUAAUCUAAUGCAGUGCUCAAUUGUGUGGAAGGGAAUCAUAGCACACAGUACUAAUCCUCAGGCUGUAAGGGAUAAAUAUCGACAUAGUGCUGACUGAUACAAUCCCAACAAAUCUGUUUGGCCAUUUCAGUCAGUAUGGCUGUAAACUCGUGAAAUUUAUAUUUGAAAUCCCAAGAUGAAUAUGAGGAAGCUUAUUGUGACAAAUGAACGGAAGUCAAGUAUUAUCAGAAAUUAUGACUUUUCUGAAAAUUGAGUGCAUUAUCAGUUGGUUCCUGUGAAGUAAUGGAUCUUCCAUAUCUGAGGUUUACGUAGAAUGCAGUUCACACAAUUCAUAUUUUUAUUUCAAUAAUUGACCAUCUAGCAAAUCACUAAUUUGUGAAAGGGUAUUUUUUUUAUUACUUAGAUUAUCAUGGAUAAAAUGAGCUUGUGUUAUUUCCUUGAAAUUGGUUGACUUGAAAACCUACAUUUUAUACAAAUUAAAAAUGAUAAGUGUUGUUGUUUCCAAAUGAGAAUUUUAAACACUUGAAAUAGCUUGAUUUUUUAAAACAGAAUGUGCUGUACAUUUCAUUAUUUGCUUUAUGGUUUUCUAGCAGUAUAUACAAUGCAUUUGAGUUUUAAUAAAGAUUUUCUUAAUAAUGUUA